Molecule: messenger RNA, 1931 nt
Organism: Truncatella angustata
Lineage: Eukaryota; Fungi; Ascomycota; Sordariomycetes; Amphisphaeriales; Sporocadaceae
Exons: 1
Coding region: 276-1814 (512 amino acids)
Source: RefSeq, a predicted model, not a curated record
AACUUUCUUUCUCAUGAGUAUGGCCUUUAGACAGAAGUCCGACGUGACGUGCGACUGACACACAAUGAUGGUGCUGCCUAAUAGAGCUAUAGUCUAUGAUGUGCUUGGCAUGCUUGCCAGUUUGAUUUAGACCUCAUACGACCACCGCCAACUAAUCAAGGUGCGAAUCUCCCAGAGCGGAGAACAGAGACAGGAGCACAGACAGGAGCACCAUAUCCGUUCCUGCAUUAGUUGAGCCUGCAUACAACCCUAUCGAGGGGCUUGGGGCCUUGCCAAUGGUUGCGAGCCCUGUCAGCGACUAUAGCAACUCUUCAUCCACGAUGAGCUCUGCAGAAGCGGAUUUCUUGUUUAUAAACAAGGAGCCCUCCUCCUUGUUUUUGUCUCGCAGCAGUGCAGUGGAGAACUCUCAGAUUCUAAUGCACAUUCAUCAGAGACGACGGAAUGGACAGAAGCCUCAGAAGUGGACCAAAUUCGCCUCACACUUGUCAGUCAAAGCGGAAACACAGAAGCAAAUAGAUCCCAACAGAACUGGUUUGUUUCGGCUCUAUCCUCGAAACAACGCCACUGACCCGUUUUACUGUACCGUGGCUGCCACUGACGCUGGAAUCCAUUCGCUUCUGGACCACGCCUUUACGCAUGCCACUAUACCUACCUUUCUGGCCGAGGCCUACGCAUCACCGGCUGUGGUCCAGCGAAGAAGUCGAAUGAGACAUGUGAGAACACUUUCGGCCCGAAAGAGACAAUGUGUCGACAAUCCGGCUCUUAUGUAUUCCACGUUGGCAUAUGGCUCGAGUUGCCUCGGUUGGGUGACCGGCCAGCUUGACAAGAAGAAAUCACCAGAAUACUUCAUGGACAGAGCUCUGGCCGAGGUCAGAAUGCAGUUCUCAGAGAUUGUGUCGAGGGCGGACACAUGGUCCCUCUUAACUGUGUACGCGCUCGCAAUCACAGAAUUAUGGAUCGGAUUACCGAACAUCUGGAGGAGAUGCCCAGAUCGGCAGGCUGCGAUCCUACAGACUGAUGUCUCUUGCGCUUUAAGGGCUUCUCGGACUCAUUUGAAAGCGCUGCUUCGUAUGAUUGAACAUGCCGGAGGUUGGAGCGCAGUCGACUCUUACAUUAGAGAGAGCGCGAUCCUGGCUGAUAAAUACCUUUCAUUUACAGAGGCGACACGUCCUCUCACGAACUAUCGAGCGUGGGAUCCCGGGCCUAUGGGAGGGUGCAUCGAGAGGACACUUGUUACUCCGCGAUUUAAAGACGAUCGGCUGGGAGAAAGUCUACUUCAAGUGUCGAUGUGCUUGGAGCUGCGUUCUGUUGUUGAGGAAGUAAUUGGCUAUGUCCAAUUCGCUGAGGAAUCCUGGUCAUCGCCCGUUCAAAUGACGGAAAUGCAGAGGGAAACCGAAUCUUGGCUUUUUUUGCGUUUACAGGCCCUGAUCUUUCGACUCCAGUGUCUUGAAAAUCUCGUGGGUAUCGAAGAGUGUAUUCGCAUAAUAAUGACAGUCUUUCUGCUCGAAACCACUCAAUACUACGGAUCAUGGUUGUGCAGUCUAAUGACUAUUCAACGUGCUCACUCUCAACUAUUAGAAAUAUACGCAGUGGCCGAUCAGGAUUUUGCUUUCUGGUUCUUCUGUACUGUGGCUAUGAGUCACGAACCCUCUCGAGAGCGAGAAUGGGGGGCUAAAAACCUAGCAGCUCUUAGAUCAAACAUGUGUCUUGAACUUUCUGAGGCCGCGUUCGCUGCCAAGAUGGAAACAUAUCUAUACAUACCUAGGAUGCAAGGGGCCCAGCUACGUGAUACUGUUAAAAGACUGAAGAAAUAGUUAUAACAAUUUCACUACCAUUACGAGUCUUGCCACACUUAGCCGUGUCAAGAAGCAUUGAGGAUUGGAUAGUCUUUAUUUCGAUUUACAAAAGGAAGUGACUGUUGAAUCUGCUAU